Messenger RNA from Harpegnathos saltator (Jerdon's jumping ant), 3950 nucleotides. RefSeq lists its product as uncharacterized. The record is from RefSeq and is a predicted model, not a curated record. The transcript is spliced from 5 exons. The coding region runs from base 535 to 1371 and encodes 278 amino acids. NCBI's taxonomy places the organism in Eukaryota, Metazoa, Arthropoda, Insecta, Hymenoptera, Formicidae.
GGAGGCACCGGCGAUGGGCCUUGCUAUUUUGCGUUUCUCACAUCGAACGCGUAAUAAGGUCCCACGCGAGGACGCAAACAUUUUGUGAGUGGCGUUGGAGUAUCUAUUGUAUCAUAUUGUAUGCACAGAGCCAUCUAUUGAAGAAGAAGAAGAAGAAGAAGAGGACGCAAACAUGACAUUUUAUUGUGACUUAUCGAAACACGAGUGAGGAAGGGAAGCGUGUGGUAACUCGGAGCGUAAUGACGCGCAACUUCUCUUUAGACAGGCCUAAUAAGCAUCGUUGCCGUCGACGAUAAGACGCGACACACAAUGAAUGAUAUGUGGUAUCAGCAACCAGUUGGACCCAGUAACUUGGGACACAUGAGAAGCAGGGGCACUUGAACAGCAGUCCCCUGGGGAAGAGUAUUGUAUCUAGUUUAGCUAGAGGAAGGAAGUACUUGCCAGUGGCCGAGGGACGCCAAAGGAAGGUGCUGCAUCACCAGUCAAUGAUGGAUCUCUGAGAAAGAUCCUCGCGCCCACGCCAUAUCGACUCUCAUGCACUUCUGGAUCAACAAGCCGGCGGGCAGGUACUACGGCUUCACCUGCCGCCGAUACCCUGCCACACCUGUACCCAAGACGUAUUUCAACCGAUGUUUGCAUGGCGGUGAGCUCAGGAGUGUUGUGACACCAGUGCCUCGACUCAUGGGCCUCGGUAAUGCGGUCGGAAACACGGCUGGACCUAGUAACGUCAGUUCCUGCCGGAACGUCAGCCGGCCGAGCACGCGGGUUCGCAACGAGAACAGUCGGCACGGUUCGUCGUCACUCCGGGCCAGCCGGCUCGCCCAGCUGCACAACAUCCCCAACAACGUCACCGACACUAGCAACAAUCAACUGAUACUGCCCAACGCGACCGCGAACGGCACCAACAGGGGUAUACUGGGCUUUUCCGAAUUCAGCGACGCGGAACUGGCUGGCUUCCGGCUGCGUUGCGGCAUAUGGAUCACCUUCGUCGUGGCGUCGACCUUCGUAGCCGCCGCUAAAUUCUACUUUGGUUAUCGGGGACCGGGACUGGAGAUACUUGUGUUCUGCGGGCUGCUGCUGCUGUUGUUGAUCGCGUGCCUGUAUUCAAUCUUCUGCCGCGUUCAGAGCCACGGCCGGCCGGAGCACCGCAUGCAGGAGGACCAUAUCGCUGCCCUGACGAGCGCCACCGACGUGUCCGUCGGCGAGAGCGUGAGGCCGACGGUGCCAGCGACGGUGAGGCAGAACCCGCCGCCACCGACGACGGUGAGACAGAACCCGCCUCCGCCACCUUAUCACAUCGCCAUUCUGAUACCGCCGCCUAAUACCACGGACGAGGCGCCGCCGCCGUCUUACGACAAGGUCAUGCGAUGAAACCGGCGGAGACCGGUGGGAAAUCAAGCCGACGAUCUGUUAUCGAUCCGGGCUUCUGUCGCUUCUCGUGGCUGCGACAUGAGCUAGAGAACGAUAGGAACGUGAGGAACUACGAACGACAAGGUCUGACGAUGAAAUCGGCAGACCGCUAUGAGAUCGAGCCAAAUGAUCGAGCGAGAAAGUAUUGUGGCGUGCGACACUGCGUGCAUGAUUUUCUGCUCGCAUGAAACGGUUGAACCGUGCGAUUAACUCGCUCGCAAAAAAGCGGGAAAAUCGAUCGGGGAAAGGUCGCCUGGCAUGAACUUUCUCUGCAGAACUUUUCUUCUUUCGACAUUUUCACGUCUAUUCAGGGGUGUAGCGACAGCUCGAUGAAAGGGAGAGAUGAGGGGAGUCUUUGGAAGGUAGUAGAGUUAAGAGAGAAUGUUCGUGAAGCUCGCCGACGAUCGUCCCGGGCCUCGAAAUUCUGGGCUGCGCCCCUACACGCCAAAAGUAUAGAAACUGCGAGAUUACAAUACAGAGUGAUUCGAGAUAGAGCGCCAUUAGCGAGCGAACCGCUUGUUUAAACCUCGAGAGAGAAUAAUUUGAUGCGAGCCGGUAAUUCCCGUACGGUGAAUUUUCUGUUCGCGGAGAUUCAGCCUCGAAAGUGCGAGCAUCGUUGCCGAAUUCAUUCCGAUAAAUCGUCUCUCUUCUCUUCAACGAUCUAUUCUUCCAUGAUUUGUACUGAGACGUCGUCUCAGACCUAGGAUAAGGAGUACGCGCUUCCUUGAACUCUGAUCCCGAAUCACUCGAAACACUUCCAAUACGAUUAUAAGACUUUCGACGAUCGAUUACGCGUGAAUACGUCGCAUUCCCUUGUUACUGCAAGUUCGUAACAAGCGGGCAUGAAUCCAUAGAAUAGGUGAUUUUUCACGUCUGUGAUAAGAAUGCAAUGAUGUAACAUUGACGACUCACGUACACGUACACACUAUAUACACGCGGCGAGGAUUUGAAAGGAGAAAAUGAGAGAAAUUCGUGUGAAAUUAUUUUUUAGCGGGUAUCAAUACAAAUCGAGAACGAUUGUAUUCACCAACGAAUUUGCAUUUGAUGCGGAUAAAAUUGUAUUCUAAUCUUAUACACUGCAAUCAUAUACGAGACUGUACGAUAUAUUUGACUUAGGUUUAGGUCAUACAGCGUACAUACAGUUGUAAACGGUAAACAUUCAUCCGCUCGUUUACGUUUUGGUUCUUCUGUGACUAGUUUUAUACUUUAGGAGAGGUGCUCGAAUCAAAGCUAAAGUGCGGAUUCACGUUAACAGCUGUCUAACUAAAAAUGCCAAAUGAGAAUAUCGAAGAUCUGUGUGUCCAGUUGUUUUGAUGUUGGCUUGAGUGUGUAACCAACUGUGUGUCGUUGAAGAAAGUUUGAAACGAACAGACAAAGUUUAGUCACACUUUUGAUUAGACAGCUGAUGCGAGUGUACUUUAACUCUCGAUCUGGCUCUGACGCAUCUCUCUCUCUCUCUUUCUCUCUCUCUCUUUCUCUCUCUCUCUCUCUCUCUCUCUCUCUUUCUUUCUCUCUCUCUCCCUUCUAAAUUGCGAUUUUAUAUCAAGGUGCAUUUCCUUACUUUAAGACUCCGUGAAGACGUUCGCAUUUUUUAGCUGCUUUUCGAUCGUUAAAUUAUAAAACAUUUCCAGGAGAAUCGUUGGACCGUUGUUGCGUCCGUUCGAUACCUUGACUACGUAUCUUUACUGCAGGAUGCCUAUAGAGUGUUUUAUUAAACGCAUUUAAACACACAGGACACUCAUAAAUAUGCAUCCAUUCACACGAUAUAAAAGAAGCGCACAAAUUUAAGCGUGCGAUUCGAGUCGGGACAUGAAAAAUUCGCGAGACGCACGUACAUGACUCGGUCGCCACUUACGACGAACUGAUAAUAAUACGGAGUGUUCGAUAAUCGGCAUGUUUAACGUACGUAGUGCGUUAAUUUCUUCACGAAAACCGAUUCGACCUUUCUGAAACGAAUGUCCCAUCUGUGGGACCAACAUUUUAUUACGAAUAAAAUGUGAUUUUAGUAACGAGUAAUAUCUCUAGUAUCUUAAAAAAGUGUGAAACGCGAUCCUCCGGACACAAAAAUCCGCCGACUAUUCGCUUAACUGUCAAAUGAGUUCGGUACCGAUCCGUAAUAUAAAGGUAAGAACAAUCGUGUUGCGUUUACUGAAUGCGCUCAUCGAAUAUCGUAUGCACCGCGUGUAUCGCGUGCUUCACGAUAUGCGAGACACACGCGCAGAGUUUCACUGUACUUUGCGACAUGUAACACAGAUGUUAGGAAAAGCUACGAGCUGGCGCGUCAGAUCAUAAUACGAUUUUGUAUUUCUCUUUUUCUCGGUGAAUGAAUGCGUGAAUGGGGAGAGAAAGAGAGCGUGGUGCAUGUACGCAUGUAAAAUGAUCGCUUACGUCAUAACCCUGUAUAUUUAAGGAUAGCUACAUAUAAUACACACUAAUGUGAGAUCUCGUUUGAACGUUCUUUGUAACUGUAAGUCGCAACCGUAUCGUGAUGUACAAAAUUCACCGUACUUUUUAACUGCACUUAAAGAAACACAUUUCAA